Messenger RNA from Parasteatoda tepidariorum (common house spider), 3892 nucleotides. Lineage: Eukaryota; Metazoa; Arthropoda; Arachnida; Araneae; Theridiidae. The record is from RefSeq and is a predicted model, not a curated record.
ACAGUGUUUAACGUAUCAGAAGGCCAAUACCUUGGCCAGGCCAUGGCCACCAGAAUUUGCCAAAAUGUAAACAAACGUAGAUAAGUUUGGUUAUGAGUGUUAAAAUAUGAAAAACCAAUUCUCUGUUUGAUUUUAAUGGUUUUAAUUGCAUCUAUUUUUUUAUGAUUCCUAAUUGUAUCGUUACAAAUCUUUUUCUGUUGUGCAUUGAAUAAAGGGGGUGAUAAUUUGACCAUCUACAUCUGAAAUUGUUCUAUAUCAUUUAUAAUUGCGAGAAGGUUAUUUUGUUCACAGAGAUUUUUUUAAUUAGCAAAUAUAUUCAUGUUGUUGGCUGACAUGACAUUUAUACAAUUGUCCUCAUCAAAGAAGAAGCCCUUUUCAGACUGCACAUGCAAAUAAAUCUGAAAAAAAGAAAUCACGAUUUUAUAAUCACUCUAUUUCAUACUGUAAUAAUUCUUGUUAAUGCUGUUUGAAACAUCCAUACAGAAAUUACGUUUCGUCAAACUUCCACUUGUUCACACUAAUAAAAAUUUUUAUUCAUGCAGCAUGAGUGAAAAUUUUAAUGCAAAUAAGUGCAAUGAAAUAUAUUAUAUUCACACUAAAGAGAAACAUUCAUGCAGUGACUUUAAUAAAAGAAUCUCACAGAAAGCUAAUUUAGAUGUGCAUUCUCUUGUUCAUAGUGAGAAGAAACCUUAUUCAUGCAGUGUGUCUGAUCAAAGACUCUUGCCGAAUGCUGUUUUAGAUGAACAUUCUUGUGCUAAUAGUGGAGAGAAACUUUAUUCAUGCAGUGUGUGUGAUAAACGUUUCAUGCAUAAAAGAAGCUUAAAAGAUCAUUAUAUUGUUCAUACUGGAGAAAUACCAUAUUCAUGUAGUCUGUGUGAUAAAUCUUUCACAAGGAAGUCUAAUUUAAAUAAACAUGUUCGUUUUCAUUUAGGAGCAAAGCCUUAUUCAUGCACUGUGUGUGAUAAAUCUUAUACACAAAAGUCUACUUUAAUUCAACAUUCUAUUCUUCAUACUGGAGAGAAGCCUUUUUCAUGCUGUGAGUGUGAUAAAUCUUUUAUUAAUAAAGCAAAUUUAAAUCAACACCUUCUAGUUCAUAGUGGAGAGAAACUUCAUUCCUGCAGUUUUUGUGGUAAAAAAUUCUCAAGGAAAACUGAUUUAAAAAAUCACUAUCUUGUGCACACUGGAGAGAAGCCUUUUUCAUGUAAUUUAUGCGAAAAAUCUUUUGCUCGAAAAACUCAAUUAAAUACCCACUCUCUUGUUCAUACUGGUGCGAAACCUUAUACAUGCAGUGUGUGUGACAAAUCUUUUAAGCAGAAGUCUAGCAUAAUUCAACACUCUCUACUUCAUACUGGAGAGAAGCCUUAUUCAUGCAGUGAGUGUGAUAAAACUUUUACAAAUACAGCAAAUUUAAAUCAACACUUUCUUAUUCAUAGCGGAGAGAAACUUUAUUCAUGCUAUUUUUGUGGUAAAAAAUUCUCAAGGAAAACUGAUUUAAAAAACCAUUAUCCUGUUCAUACUGGUGAAAAACCUUAUUCAUGCAAUUUGUGCGAAAAAUCUUUCUAUCGAAAAACUCAAUUGAAUGUACACUCUCUUGUUCAUACUGGUGAGAAACCUUACUCAUGCAAUGUCUGUGGUAAGACGUUUUCAUGGAAGAUUUAUUUGAAUAAACAUUCUCGUGUUCAUACUGGAGAAAAGCCUUAUUCAUGUAAUGUGUGCAAUAAAAGUUUCACACAAAAAUCCAAUUUAAAUACACACUCUCGCAUUCAUUCUAGAUAAAAAAUAAUCAUUUGUGUUAUGUGUAUCAUAAGCUUUUCACACAGAAAUCUAUUUAAAAUUAAAUUUUUCUCUAGUUCAUUUUAUAUUUAAACAUUGUGCAAAAAAGUAAUCACAAAAAGUAAAAAUUUAUUAAAAUAAAACCUAUGUGCAUUUCAAUGUCACAACAUUCAUCAGUUUCAUUUUCAUCAGUUGGAUACAAGAUAAGAAUCAUAAAAUCACAGAUCAAGGAUUGAGUGUAAAUCUUUUCAUUCAAGUGCAGGCCUCUAGAAAGGGGAAAUUAUGCACUUAAAAUGCUUGCUUCAUGAAAGAUCAAAAAUGUAUUUAUACAUACUAUUUUUCUAUUAUAUUGAUUUUCUAAGAGAAGUUCUCCUGUACAGAAAUCCUAGAAACAUAGUGAUUAUUGCUUUUCAUGCUUAGGUUAGUUAUUAUCUAUAUAAAGUUUAAAAAAAAAAAAUUUUUUUUUUUUAGUAGUGCUUAAAAUUAAUGUAAAAAAAUGUGUACAUUUUUAUGAAAAUAGGAAGAUUUGCCUCUUGUUUGUUCCGCCUGCAAACACCUGUGAUUGCUGUUUAUUCAACAUUUUUUUUUAAAGUUGAUAUUUUUUAUAUGAAACAAAGAAAAUUUUACUUAUAAAAUGUAUGUUUUUAAUAUAGUUAUAUGCAAUUAUUUUGUUGUUAAUAUGUAAUUGUGACGAAAUAAAAGAUUACAUGGAUUUGAAAAAUAAUGAACUGUAUUUAGAAUUUUUUUUAAACUUAUAAGGAAUGGAGCACAGCAAACAUCAAUAUUAGUCACUAAUUGCCAUGAAUCAGGGCCUCAUAAAUUUUUUUAUAAAGCUCUACUUCUGUAAAUUUUUUAUCUUUCUCUGUGCCUUUCAUUAAAUAGCAACUAAAUUAAGAACUGUAUUUUAUUAUCUGUUUUAGUGGUUCUGUUUACACACUAUAGGAAAUCAAAUACUUAAAUAAAUAUAUGUAUCAAAUGCACGAGAAAGUGUGACCCAUAAUUUUUCAUCAUUAAAAUAAAAAGCAUGUUGACAGAUUUAUGUAGGUAAAAUUAAACCAAACUUGAAAUUUUAUUAUUAACGGAAGGAGGAAUUGAAACUCUAAGUGUCAAAUUACAUAGCUACGUUUCCUUGAUGCAAGUGUUUAGUCAGUCCUAAAAUUCUUGAUAUUUUAGAUAUAAUUCCUUGUAUGUUCUUUGGUUUGCUUAUCAAUAUUUAGAUUUAUUAUAAAUUUGUAUAUUAAUAGAUGGGUAAAGAAUUUAUUUUCUGUGCAAUACAUGGCUCAAUAUCACAGGUCAUUCUUUAUAUAUUUUCAUUCAAGAUGAAUUUUUUUUCCUAUUUUCUCUAUGUUUUAUCUACCAGCAUUCAGAAAUUGUUAUAACAUUUAAAAUGAAACUUUAUUUCAGGUGGAAUUAUGUUUUUCUAUAUAUUUAAUAAUGUUUUUAACUUGGAGUUUUUAGAUUACAUUGUGUAGUUAAUUUUUAAAAAUGUUAUUUUUGAUGUUCAUUUAUUUAAAAAAUCUAAAAGUAAUAAAAUUGAAGAAUAUUUUACAUAGUAUUUAUUUUUUGUAAUAAAAUGUAUUGACUAAAUAGUAAGUCUCUAUUUUAGUGUUAAUUUGUUUUUGGAAUUGCUUUUUUUCCCCAUUGUAUUGUAAAUCGAAAGAGGCUUCUGCUACCCUUGAAAAUAUAUAAAUGAAAAAGAUUAAUAAAUGCAAGGUUCAAGAUAUAUGAGAUCAGAUUUAAAACUAUUAUAUUGAUUUCAGCUCUGAGUGAGAAGAAUAUAGAGGCAAAUUAAUUAAAUUGAAAAUGAAAUAUUUAUUUUCCAAUGAUCUAUUAAAGGAAAUUCUUUUUAGAAAUUAAAAGAAUACACAGUUGCUGAAAUCAAAUUUUUACUUUCUUUCCAAAUCAGUUGUAACUUAUUAGUAUGUAGCAUUAUUCAUUAUAAUGAAAAGUGACAAAAACUUAUUGUAAAUAUUCUAUUUUAUUUAUUUAUUUACAGGAAUACAAUUAUUUCAUAUUGUUUGUUGUUAAUCUAAUGUUAUGCUAAAGUUUUGCAAUGUUAUUUACUAAUUUUUUUAAAAUUUCUUUUACUUAAAAGUAAUAAACAUAUCAUUCAGUAAGA